Molecule: messenger RNA, 2861 nt
Organism: Patiria miniata (bat star)
Lineage: Eukaryota; Metazoa; Echinodermata; Asteroidea; Valvatida; Asterinidae
Product: b(0,+)-type amino acid transporter 1-like
Exons: 16
Coding region: 671-2221 (516 amino acids)
Biological process (GO): amino acid transmembrane transport
Cellular component (GO): membrane
Molecular function (GO): L-amino acid transmembrane transporter activity
Source: RefSeq, a predicted model, not a curated record
GAUAAUUUGACGUGACAUGCAUUGCAGUUUUUGCACGUCAAAAAAAGCCUGAUUUUCCUGAUCGUGGUACUAGUCCAAAGCUCAUAUCUUUUCACUUGAGGUGCCAAGAAUAAGGCCGCUGCGUUAUUAACACAGCUAGCUCCUCUGAAAGAAUACAAACGCUGAAAACAGACUGUAGGUCUGGAUCCGACGCCAAUUGGUGCCUUCGCUUUUGGCCAUCGUUGUCGACUUUUAGAAUGAGCAGACGGCGGGACCCUACGGGAAUCGACGACGGGAUUUACGUUGGCUGGAAACCAGGACCGUUAAGCUAUUCUGAGGUUUGAGUUGACCUCAUAACUCUGUAACGUCUCUGCCCCACGCCGCAGCUGUCGCUGAUUUGAGCAGAACGAUCAACGUCUUGCGACCAACCACGUCUCUUGCUAUUCCAGGCGGACCAUUUGCGACAAACCAGGACUCGUAUUGUCUAACCGGCGCCCGCCCGCCACCAACUCUUGCAGUUGCCGUUUUCAGGUUCCCCAAUAACUCAUAAACUCUGGGGGAAAAAACACAUGAUUUUUAGUGGCACACGAUAAGAUUGGAAGCGAUUUUCGAACCCAAGCUUACAGACGAAACCAGCUUGGAAAGACUCAACAUAUUUAACCAGUGACUAGCAAACAGUCGCUAAGCAACCAUGACAGAAGUACGGGAACGUGAGGGCAAGAAGGGAGAGUACACAGUGGAGCCCGUGGAGAAUGGAGGGGCGGAACCCCUAGGGAAGAAGGUGCCGCUCGACGGCGACGGUGUGUCGGUGGGAGAUGGGAAGGGAGUCAAGCUGAAGAGACAGGUUGGCCUGAUCAGCGGCAUUGCAUUGAUCGUUGGCACCAUGAUAGGGUCUGGCAUCUUUGUCUCACCGAAGGGAGUCCUGACACAGACAGACAGUGUAGGAAUGAGUCUGGUCGUGUGGUUACUGUGCGGCGUCCUCGCCACUAUGGGUGCGCUCUGUUACGCAGAGCUGGGAACGAUUAUCACCAAAUCAGGCGCGGAAUACGCGUACCUGAAGUACGCGUUUGGAGACGUGAUCGCUUUCCUAUUUGCUUGGGUCUCGAUUGCCGUCAUAAAGACGUCGUCAGUGGCAAUCAUUGCUAUUUCAUUCGGCACGUAUGUCGUGUCGGCAUUUUUUGAGGGGGAAUGCAGUCAGCCAGAUGUUUUAAUCAAAGUUCUGGCCGCUGUCGCCAUUAUACUGAUCGUGUUCAUCAACUGUGCUAGCGUGAAAUGGGCCACAGCAGUGCAGAACUUCUUCACCGCUGCCAAACUUCUAGCGUUGGUCAUUAUCAUCAUUGUCGGCUUUGUCAAGCUAAUCCAAGGAGAUGUGAGAUACCUGACACCCUCCACGUCCUUUCAAGGGUCUUCCACCAAUGUCUUUGCCUACGGCAUCGCAUUCUACCAGGGACUGUGGGCCUACGACGGAUGGAACCAGCUGAACUAUAUCACAGAGGAAUUGGUGAAGCCACACCGCAAUUUGCCUUUGGCCAUCAUCAUCGGUAUCCCGCUGGUAACCGUACUGUAUCUGCUAGUCAACAUUGCCUACUUCACCGCCAUGUCGCCCGAUGAGUUACUGCAGUCUGGUGCCGUGGCAGUGACCUUUGCCAACCGUACUCUGGGCGUCAUGGCGUGGCUAAUGCCUGUGGCUGUAGCGUUCUCAACGUUCGGUGCCGCCAACGGCACGUGUUUCACAGCGGGAAGGUUGACGUUCGUAGCUGCCCGUGAGGGUCACAUGGUGGAGAUUCUCUCCAUGGUCCAUGUCAAGAGGUAUACCCCCUUCCCUGCGCUGGUUUUCCAGUCGUUUAUCGCCAUCUUGAUGUUGCUGCCUGGUGACUUUGAGUCCCUGGUCAAUUACUUCAGCUUUGCUGCGUGGUUGUUUUACGGCGGUACGGUCGCAGCACUUCUCGUCCUGAGGUACAAGCAUCCAGAGUGGCAUCGCCCUAUCAAGGUCCCUAUUCUGAUUCCCAUCAUUGUUCUGAUCGCGUCCGUUUACCUCGUCAUCGCGCCGAUCAUUGAUGAGCCAGCUCUGGAGUACCUGUUCGCGUUCCUCUUCAUCUUGGCCGGUCUCAUCUUCUACGUUCCGUUCGUCCACUACAAAUACGUACCGCCAUUCAUGAAGCACAUCACCGUAUUUUUUCAGCUGCUAUUGGAGGUUGCACCGACCAGCUACUUUGAACCUGAAGAAGAUGAAGAUGCAUAAACACGGCGACGUCACCGGCAAAACCCACUCCCUGUGCUUCUGGAGUCAAGCGCUUCGCAGUCUGGGGGCGCUGUUCGGCUGCGCACACGCGACCAGCAGCUGCUCCUUGGACUGGCUGAACGCGACGCAUUUCAGAGUUGCGUACAGGAUAUAUAAUUAGUAGACGACUUGCAUUAUACUUGAUAUUUUAUUGUAAAUGAAUGCAUAUCUCUCACAAAAGUUUAUCAUCACUUUAGCAAUAACAGUAGAACAUCACUUUGACGAAUACUGGAGUAGCGAACAUUCAGCUUAUUGAACGGCCCCUUUUGCUGACACACUUUAGGUAUGAUUUUAAUGAGUAUUGGCGGUCAAAAUAGCAAUAAUCAGUGGUUGUAACAAAAUCAAUCGUCGUAACAAAAAUAUCUUUUGUGGAUCCCAUUGUGUUCGUAAUUGUGAAGUUCUAGUGUAAUAACUUUAGUAAUUAAAAAUGUAUGUAGUUACUUAUUCGUUACCUUUCUCCAUUUGCCAAAUCAUUUUUCGCAAUCUGCCAGAGCAAUAGUCCCUUUUGAAGGCGUAAUUAAAGGGAAGAUACAGCAUUUGCAAACAUCAAACAAAGAAAUGAUCAAAUUAUCAUGAAAUACCUUACUGAAUUGUUAGGGGU